AUGAAGAAAAAUGAAAUUGAAUUUCAAGAUAGUUCUAUUUCCAUUAAGAGACAGCCACUUUUAAAUAGGAAACAAAGUUAGGACAGGAACGAUGGUCUUGGAAAGUCAUCCUAUCACGAUGAUCCCUUAGGCUAAUUAAAAAAAUCUAUUCUUGAAGCUAGUACGCAUUAAUAGUUUGAGCAACAUGUAUUAAUUUGACAUAUAGCAAGCCGUCUCUUUAAGAAUUAUAUGAUUCCUUAGCCUUAAUGAAUCUCGAAUAAAAAUGCCAUCAACUUUUAAAAUCGGUCUAAGAAUAAGAAGUCUAGGAAAUACUAGCCAUCUUAGAUCAUUUGAAUACAAUUUCACCUCGACCUAAACUCAAAGAUAUUUUUGACUAAAAAUAAUAGACUAUUCUUCAUAUAUCAUGCUUUAAAAACUUACCAACUGCUGUUGAAAGAAUUUUAAUGUAUGAAAAGGCUAAUUCAACAAUCGAGGAAUUCAAUACUUGGAUAAAUUUAAAAAAUAAGGAUUCUUUCGUAGCAGUUCAUUUUGCUGCAUAUGCAGGAUCAAUAGAAACGUUAGAAAUUUUAAAAAAAUAUGGAGCAGAUUAUAAAGUAAAAAAUUAAUAGGGCCAAAAUGCCCUAUCUAUUGCAGCAUAAGGCGAUCAAGUGUCUGCUAUGGUUUGGCUAUAUUUGCAAGGGUUGUCCUAUACUGAAUAAGACGAGAAGGGGGGAACUCCUUUACACUGGGCUACCUAUUAUGGAAGUGAGUUUGCAGUACAAUUUUUGCUGAGUUGGUUAUAAAAAACCAAGGAGGGCAAAAAAACUAUUAACUAGUAAGACACAGAAGGGAUGACACCUCUACAUUUAGCAGCAAUGACAGGAAAUUAAAGAAUCGCUAAAAAACUUCUUUAUAAAGGGAGCUAAAAAAAUAUUAGGGAUAAUAAAAAUUAAACUCCAGCCUAAACAGCAUUAGAUAAUGGAUACGAAAUAAUCUAUAAAAUUUUGGAAACAAAUAAUUGUCUAAUGGAAUUUUUAAAUAUCCGAACAAGGUAAAAGCUAAGUUCACUCUUAUUAGUUAUAAACCUGCCUCAAUCAGUUGGAGUUAGAUUUGUUCAUUUUUUUUUAUUUAUUUCUAUUGCAUGAUUGGUUCCGUGGUUUUUGUAUAUCCAUUUUUUGAUACUGAUACUUGGCUAUAGUAUUUAUCAAUUGCAUCAUUUUUGAUUGGACUCAUUUUCUAUUUUUUGACUAUGUACAUUAGUCCAGGCUAUGUUGAAAGAAAUGAUGACUCAAGAAAAUUAUUUUCACUUCUCACUUAAUAUGAGCCUUGGGAACUCUGUCCAGAAUGUUAAAUACAUAAACCAAUAAGAUCUAGACAUUGUGAAUUUUGUUCAAGAUGCGUUAUUGUCUACGAUCACCAUUGUCCUUGGUUAAACAAUUGUGUAAAUAUUUAUAUGUUUAAUUAAGAUAGGAGCUAAAAAUUAUCCCUAUUUUAUUUGUUUUAUUUUGACAAUCUUUGUAAACUUAAUUCAUCUAAUUAUUUUGAAUGGAAUAUUUUUGAUACAUAAUUAUCCUACUAACCUAAAUAAUCCUCAUUAUCCAUGGUUCAAUAAUGUCACCAAUUUAAAGGCACUCGAUAUCUCCAAAAUAUGCGUGCAAUCAUCUAUUAUAAUUUUAUGCAUACUCUUUCUAUUCCCUUUGGCAUACUUAAUCUAUGUUUAAAUGGACAAUUUAUUUAGAAACAUAACUACUUUUGAAAAAUAUCGACAAGAAGAACAAACUCAUGUUUAAGGUACAAAAGAAAAGAAGAGUCAGCAAAGUAUCGAGUAUAUAUUACCAUUAUUGUAGAUCUACUUCAUCUAUUAAAUCAUAAGUGUAACAUAAUAUAUCAUGUUCAAAUUGUAUAGAAAUGUGUUGUAACAAUUCAAAAAAUACUUCAUAUCAAAUAUGA
Messenger RNA from Paramecium octaurelia, 1929 nucleotides. Lineage: Eukaryota; Ciliophora; Oligohymenophorea; Peniculida; Parameciidae. The record is from the annotation of a GenBank genome assembly.